Messenger RNA from Entelurus aequoreus (snake pipefish), 2658 nucleotides. Its product is annotated as protocadherin beta-16-like. The transcript has 2 exons. Gene Ontology annotation, molecular function: calcium ion binding. The coding region runs from base 226 to 2658 and encodes 810 amino acids. The record is from RefSeq and is a predicted model, not a curated record. Lineage: Eukaryota; Metazoa; Chordata; Actinopteri; Syngnathiformes; Syngnathidae. Gene Ontology annotation, biological process: homophilic cell-cell adhesion. Gene Ontology annotation, cellular component: plasma membrane.
UCUGAGGGCCGCUAUUGACACGUCAUUGAAUAAGAGAGACAAUAUUCAGUGCUGUGGUCCUAUUGGUCUCCUUUUAGAGCUUCACUGCUUGAAGACGACGGUCUGCUCGCCAUUUGAAGAGAAAUCUUUCUUGUGGAUCCUCUUGUUUAUUUCCUUGUUUUUGUUUGAGAAGUGUUUGUGUUCACCCUGAAGGAUUAUUACCACCGUUUUUUUUUUAUCUUGAGGAUGGAUUGUACGUGGAUAAACGCAGUCAGAGGCCGAUGGCGCGCACUGUUUGUCAUUCUUUGUCUCUGCGAGCUGAGCUCAGUGAGUGGACAGGCUCGCUAUUCCAUACCGGAGGAGCAGGCAGAAGGCUCUUUUGUUGGAAACAUUGCCAGAGAUUUGGGCUUGGAUGUGGCCAGACUAGUAGCAGGUAAAGCUCGUAUUAUUGCAAAAGGAGGCCGGCAGUAUGUUGAUUUAAAGCGAGACAAAGGCACACUUGUUAUUAAAGAGCGCAUCGACCGAGAAGAGCUUUGUGGAAAGACGACGCCCUGCAGCUUCACUUUUGACAUCAUUUUAGAAAAUCCAAUCCAGCUUUAUCGAGUAACAGUGGAAGUUAUAGAUAUUAAUGAUAAUAGUCCCUCUUUCCCUCAGCAUGAAAUUAAUUUAAAAAUUACAGAACAUGCUGCAGUGGGCACCCGAUUCUCUCUUGCUAAUGCAGACGACCCUGAUGUUGGUAUUAAUGAUAUUCAGAAAUACGCACUAAAACCUUCAGAUAAUUUUAAAUUAGAAAUACAAAACCAGCAAAACAGAAGAAGGGUUAUAGAAAUAGUAUUACAGAAACCAUUAGACAGAGAGGAAGAGGAGACUCACACUCUCAUGUUGAUUGCUUCAGAUGGAGGUGAGCCACAUAGAUCAGGGACGGUGAGAAUUCAAAUCACUGUGCUGGAUGCCAACGAUAACGCACCUGUGUGUAGCCAGCCUGUUUAUAAGGUAGAUGUUCCAGAAAAUUCACCUGAAGGAACCUUAAUUACUACUGUUAGUGCAAGUGACGCUGAUGCAGGCCUCAAUGGUGACGUCACUUACUCAACUCGUGCCAACAGAGAGGCGGAGCAGAUAUUUCAUGUAAAUGUUAAAACAGGAGAAAUUAAACUUACUGGCAAUUUAGAUUUUGAGAAAUCUAAGAUUUAUGAGUUAAAUGUCCAAGCUAGUGAUCAUGAAGGCUAUGCAGACACAUGUAAAGUUAUUGUUAACAUAAUUGAUGAGAAUGACAAUGUCCCUACAAUAGAACUUAUGUCAUUUUCUCAGUCCAUACCUGAGGAUUCUCCCCCAGGUACAACUGUAGCUGUUUUUAACACGAAUGAUGAAGACUCUGAUAGCAACGGUGUUGUCAAGUGCUCCAUUAAUUCUGACGUGCCUUUCAAAAUUGAGUCUUCAUCAUCAGGUUAUUACACCAUUGUGACAGACAACUUUUUAGACAGGGAAAGUGUUUCUGAAUAUAAUGUUACCAUAACAGUGUCUGACCAAGGCUCUCCUCCUCUGUCUAGUAGUAAAACCAUCAACGUUAAAAUAUCUGACGUGAAUGACAGCCCGCCCAAAUUCCAUCAGUCAGAAUACAGUAAGAAUGUACCAGAGAACAACUCUCCUGGUUUUUCUGUGUUUACUGUCAGUGCUAGUGAUGCAGACUGGGGCCAGAACGCUCGAGUGUCUUACUUCCUGGAGGAGAAAGAAGUUAAUGGAGUAGCUGUGUCUUCUUUUGUCUCAGUCAACUCAGAGAACGGUGUCAUCCACGCAGUCCGAUCUUUUGAUUACGAACAAAUUAAAUCAUUUGACUUUAAUGUUACGGCCCGCGAUGCUGGAUCCCCUCCUUUAAGUUCUGUAGCCACAGUUCAUAUACUGAUCCAGGACCAGAACGACAACGCCCCCCAGGUCCUGUACCCGGUCCAGACGGGCGGCUCGGUGCUGGCUGAAAUGGUGCCUCGUUCAGCAGAUGUGGGCUACCUGGUGACUAAAGUGGUGGCUGUUGAUGUGGACUCUGGACAGAACGCCUGGCUCUCCUAUAAAGUGCACAAAGCCACAGACAGGGCGCUGUUUGAAGUGGGCCUACACAAUGGAGAAAUAAGAACUGUCCGCCAAGUCACUGAUAAAGAUGCUGUCAAACAAAGACUGAGUGUUCUAGUGGAGGACAACGGGCAGCCCUCUCGUUCAGCUACAGUCAUUGUUAACGUGGCGGUGGCGGACAGCUUCCCUGAAGUGCUGUCAGAGUUCACUGACUUUAGCAUGCACGACAAGGAGUACAAUGACAAGCUGACUUUUUACUUAGUCUUGGCUUUGGCUGUAGUCUCCUUCCUCUUCAUCACCUGCUUGCUGCUCAUCAUAUCAGUCAAAGUGUACAGGUGGAGACAGUCUCGCGUCCUCUACCACUCCAACCUCCCUGUCAUUCCAUAUUAUCCACCACGUUACUCAGACACUUUGGGGACAGGGACUCUCCAACACGUGUACAAUUACGAGGUGUGCAGGACCACCGACUCCAGGAAAGGUGACAUGAAGAAUAUGCAAGCCAUGAGUCAAAGUUUAGUGAGUGUGGAUGGAGCUGAUGCUGAUACACCACAUGUGACCAAGCAGAUGUCAGGAAACUUUUCACAGAUGUCAACUUUGUUUACCAUUGUUGUCUGGUGA